Sinocyclocheilus grahami is the source of this 1172-nucleotide messenger RNA. Its product is annotated as CD276 antigen homolog. The annotation marks the transcript as partial. The record is from RefSeq and is a predicted model, not a curated record. Gene Ontology annotation, molecular function: signaling receptor binding. NCBI's taxonomy places the organism in Eukaryota, Metazoa, Chordata, Actinopteri, Cypriniformes, Cyprinidae. The transcript is spliced from 5 exons. Gene Ontology annotation, cellular component: external side of plasma membrane. Gene Ontology annotation, biological process: T cell receptor signaling pathway; regulation of cytokine production.
UCCAUCGCAGCUCCGUUCUCCAAGCCGCUGGUCACCUGGGGCCCAGAGUCGGCCCUGAAGCCUGGCGAUGCGGUGGCCCUCAGCUGCGUGGCGUACGGAGGUUACCCUGAGGCAGAGGUGCUCUGGCAGGACGGAGCCGGACACAAUCUGACUGACAACGUCACCGUCUCACAGGUGGCCAACGAGGAGGGUCUGUUCAGCGUGAAGAGCGUCCUGACGGUGAUCCUGGAGCCCAGCAGCACUUACAGCUGCAGACUGAGCCAGCCGCUGCUGGGAGAAGAAGCACAGGCGUCUGUCACCAUCAGCGCUCAGGGUCUGGUGUUUCCUCCGCUGGCGCUCUGGCUGACCGUGGCUCUGGCUGUGUGUUUGCUGGCUCUGCUGGUCGCUCUGGCCGCCGUCUGCCACAGGAAGAUCAGAGAGAGCUGUGAGGAGAUGAGAGCCGAGGAAGAAGCCAAAGAACUCGAGGAGGCCAAAGAAUUAGAAGAAGCCAAAUCAGCUGCAACACCUCUAAAGAGCUAAAGUUGGAGACCGCAGGGCGAAGCCGGACCAUCAGUGAUUGACAUGAGCAGAAACCUUCCGUCCGAUCCAGCAUCAUAAGGGAUUCACACUCACGUGUUUCACGCACAGAUAGUACAACUUUACAUUUUGCCGUUUCGCUUCAUUGAUUAAAGCUCUUCUUUCACAUUCCCCGCUCGUUCCUAAACGCCGUCAGAAGCGAUAAACUCAUCCCGUCCUCGCGUGUUUCUCGUCCGUGUUAAAGGGAAAUCAUCUGGAGGAGCAUUGGGUCUGACACCAGCGCCGCAUCAGGACAGAUGCUCGGACCUAAUGGAAAGUGAGUAGCUUAAGAAAGCAGCGGCGAAGCGUCAGCGGUGCUCUCUUUUCCCACCCGCUACGUCCCGGCCUAAUUAAUGCCUGCCCAAGAACUAACUCGUCUGCCGGCUCCGCAGAAAUCCAAUAACUUCAGCCAGCAAUUUAUGUGGAACACCAGCGAAGCUCCAGCAAACUCCAAAUGGUGCAUUCAACUCCACUGCAUUUUGAAAUCCUAUUUGUUUUUUAUAAAUUGUCAGGUAAUUUGAAUAUUGCAUAUAUUGGAAUUUGAAAUGUGUCAAAAUAAUCAGAGGCCUUACUGCAAACAUGUUGUGCCUGUCUUUUAUUACAUAUAGAAAUAAAAA